Nerophis lumbriciformis (worm pipefish) is the source of this 906-nucleotide messenger RNA. The record is from RefSeq and is a predicted model, not a curated record. NCBI's taxonomy places the organism in Eukaryota, Metazoa, Chordata, Actinopteri, Syngnathiformes, Syngnathidae.
AUGACGUGCCGCGACCGGACCAUCGAGUUCCAGUCGGCCUGCAAGUCUCUUCAAGGAAGACAGAAUGGAGUGCAGCCCAGUAAACCAGUUGUCAGUGCUCUCAGGCAACGCAGUGACUUCACGGUCAUGGCCAAGAGAAUUGGAAAAGACCUUAGCAAUACAUUCGCCAAGCUGGAAAAGCUCACAAUUUUGGCCAAAAGAAAAUCUCUAUUUGACGACAAGGCAGUGGAGAUUGAGGAGCUCACAUAUAUCAUUAAACAAGACAUUAACAGCCUAAACAAACAAAUAGCUCAGCUACAAGACUUGAUCAGGUCACGCGGUGCUGCGGGUGGCAAACACAUCCAAACCCACUCAAACACCAUUGUGGUGUCCUUACAGUCAAAAUUGGCCUCAAUGUCUAAUGACUUCAAGUCAGUCCUGGAAGUCAGAACGGAGAACUUAAAACAGCAGCGCAGCAGAAGAGAGCAGUUUUCUCAACCUCCUGCCGCCUCCUCACCUCUUAUGGCCAAUAACUUCAGUAAAGGCUCUGUCCUGAUGCAGGAUGAGUCCCGGAGUCUGGGCGACGUGGCCAUCGACAUGGACUCUCAAGCCAACCCCAUGCAGCUCCAGCUCAUUGACGAGCAGGAUUCGUACAUCCAGAGCCGCGCUGACACCAUGCAGAACAUUGAGAGUACCAUCGUGGAACUGGGCUCCAUAUUCCAGCAGCUGGCACAUAUGGUCAAAGAACAGGAGGAGACCAUUCAGAGGAUCGACUCCAAUGUCGAGGACACACAGCUUAACGUGGAAGCGGCCCACUCGGAGAUCCUCAAGUACUUCCAGUCAGUGUCCUCCAACCGCUGGCUGAUGAUCAAGAUCUUCCUGGUCCUUGUUGUAUUCUUCAUUGUUUUUGUCGUCUUCUUCGCCUGA